AUGACUGCAGGCAGAGUCAACCCUUACAGCAUCGUGUCCUCCGAGGAAGACGGGCUGAGGUUGACCACCAUGCCAGGUAUCAACGGCUUUGGCAAUGGGAAAAUCCACACCAGGAGGAAAUGUAGGAACAGGUUUGUAAAGAAGAAUGGUCAGUGCAACGUGGAGUUCACCAACAUGGAUGACAAGCCGCAGAGGUACAUUGCAGACAUGUUCACCACGUGCGUUGACAUCCGCUGGAGGUAUAUGCUCUUGCUCUUUUCCCUGGCAUUUCUGGUGUCCUGGUUAUUGUUUGGGCUGAUUUUCUGGCUAAUUGCACUCAUUCACGGAGAUCUAGAAAACCCGGGUGGAGACGAUACCUUCAAGCCUUGCGUUCUGCAGGUCAAUGGCUUUGUGGCUGCUUUUCUGUUCUCCAUCGAGACCCAAACGACUAUUGGUUACGGCUUCCGCUGCGUGACGGAGGAGUGCCCGCUCGCGGUCUUCAUGGUGGUGGUUCAGUCCAUCGUGGGGUGUAUAAUUGACUCUUUCAUGAUUGGUGCAAUAAUGGCAAAGAUGGCCAGGCCCAAAAAACGGGCCCAGACAUUACUUUUCAGCCAUAACGCAGUAGUGGCAAUGAGAGAUGGAAAACUCUGCCUGAUGUGGAGAGUUGGGAACCUCCGGAAAAGCCACAUAGUAGAAGCCCACGUACGAGCUCAGCUAAUUAAGCCCAGGAUCACAGAAGAAGGGGAGUACAUACCGCUCGACCAAAUAGACAUCGACGUGGGGUUUGAUAAAGGCUUGGACCGUAUCUUCUUGGUGUCCCCCAUCACCAUUCUCCAUGAGAUCAAUGAAGACAGCCCCUUGUUCGGGAUCAGCCGCCAGGACUUGGAGACAGAUGACUUUGAGAUCGUGGUCAUCCUGGAAGGCAUGGUAGAAGCCACCGCUAUGACGACGCAAGCUCGGAGCUCCUACCUGGCCAGCGAGAUCCUCUGGGGCCACCGCUUCGAGCCCGUCUUGUUCGAGGAGAAAAACCAGUACAAAGUAGACUAUUCCCACUUCCACAAAACCUACGAGGUCCCGUCCACCCCCCGUUGCAGCGCCAAGGACUUGGUGGAGAACAAAUUCCUGCUGCCCAGCACCAACUCCUUCUGCUACGAGAACGAGCUGGCCUUCAUGAGUCGUGACGAGGAAGAGGAAGACGAUGACAGCCGGGGUUUGGAGGACCUGAGCCCGGACAACAGGCACGAGUUUGAUAGGCUUCAAGCCACAAUAGCAUUGGAUCAGCGGUCGUACAGGAGGGAGUCGGAAAUAUGA
Molecule: messenger RNA, 1290 nt
Organism: Gymnogyps californianus (California condor)
Lineage: Eukaryota; Metazoa; Chordata; Aves; Accipitriformes; Cathartidae
Gene: KCNJ12
Product: potassium inwardly rectifying channel subfamily J member 12
Exons: 1
Coding region: 1-1290 (429 amino acids)
Biological process (GO): regulation of monoatomic ion transmembrane transport; potassium ion import across plasma membrane
Cellular component (GO): plasma membrane
Molecular function (GO): inward rectifier potassium channel activity
Source: RefSeq, a predicted model, not a curated record